GUUUGUUUACAUUUUUUGAGACGCCGUUGUCAACCAACACAAUUUAAUCAAACAUUGACCAAUGUUGUAUGAAACUGAGCAAUGAGUGGCACAAUUACAAUAUGCGCCUGACAAACUACAGAAGUAAUACGCGUUUGUAGCUUUAAUAUCACCUUUGAAAAAAAUAAAACAAGAUGAGGACUGUCCCGAAGUGGGUGAAUAAAAUUCACGAAGCCGACAAAGUAGAGUUUUCCAGCGUCCACACAAUAUGCUUCAGUCCGGACGGCAGCCAGCUUGUAGUAGGUGCAGGAGAGAAGGUGAUGGUCUAUGAUCCCAGAGAUGGAGCUCUUGUCCAGUUACUCCAGGCUCACAAAGGUGCAGUCCAUGUGGUGGCCUACUGUGGAGACGGCAAGAAGUUUGCUAGCGGUAGUGCCGAUAAAAAUGUUAUCAUUUGGACUUCCAAGAUGGAAGGCAUAUUGAAAUACUCGCACAGCGAACCAAUCCAGUGCCUUGCUUACAAUCCGGUGACAUUCCACUUGGCAUCAUGUGCUCUCACCGACUUUGCAUUCUGGUCUAUGGAUGUGAAAGCAGUGCAGAAGUUCCGGGUGCCGGGGCGGAUCACCAGCUGCGCUUGGUCUACUAAUGGCCAGUACUUAGCCGUGGGACUGGCUGUUGGCGCAGUUUCUAUUAGAGAUAAAAUGGGUGAUGAAAUAUAUCGCGUGACCCGUGAAGCUGCUGUGUGGGCGGUUGCCUUCUCGAAAUCAAUUCUGGUAGUCACUGACUGGAAUGAUACCCUGUCCUUCUAUAACACUCAGGGUCAACAGAUUCUGAAGGACCGAAAUAUAGGUAUAUCAGCACUAUCAGUGACGAUGCUUGGAGCCCUCGUGUUAGUCGGUGGCGUGGGCGGUUGGGCGGUGUUAACGUCGGAAGGGGUGCCAAUAUUGAGCACUCCUCAAGAGUGGGUAUGGGAUAUUGCUCCGUCACCUUCUUUUAAUAAUCUGGCGGUCGCCUGCCAAGACGGGACACUGUGGUGCUACCAAAUAGUGUUCAGCACAGUGCACGGUCUAUACCGUGAACGUUACGCGUACAGAGAGAAUAUGACCGAUGUCAUCAUUCAGCAUCUGACAACUGGGAACAAAGUGCGCAUCAAAUGCCAUGACAGGGUGCAGAAGAUUGCCAUUUAUAAGCAUCGGCUUGCGGUACAACUACCGGAACGCGUGGUAGUGUAUGAACAGGGUGAUGUCGAAGGCAUGCUAUACAGGGUGCGGGAGAAACUGCCGCAGAAGACUGAGUGCUCACUCCUAGUGGCUACCAGUGAUGCUCUACUUUUAUGUCAGGAUACGAAACUUUCAAUAAUAGGACGAUCCAUACCUAAAUCGUGGACAGUGCCAGCGCCGAUACGCUAUGUCAAGGUGACCACGCUUUACUUCGAAGAAGUUCUGCUGCUGGGACUCAUGAAUGGACAGAUCUGGCAAGUUGAGCCUCACCAUGGCAGCGCUAAGAUGGUGCUUCACACUCCAGCUUCCGUCCGUUGUUUGGACGUGAGCGCAUCCCGGGCCUACCUUGCCGUGGUCGACGAGUCCUCAGUCUGCAGGGUCUAUAAUUUAUCGACUGGUGAAUUGCUGUUUACCGAGGAGAACAUAUCAUCAGUUUCAUGGAACUCGUGGUGUGAUGAGCUGCUAAGCCUGUCGGGAGGUGGCUUGCUGUCUAUCAAGGCAUGUCAUUUUCCACCAGCUACACAACCUCUAGCUGGCUCCGUGGUAGGGUUCCAGGGUGGUCGAGUGUUCUGCUUGCAAGCGAAUUCGAUGCAAACUAUCAACGUGCCAUUAUCACACGCCGUGCAUCAAUACAUACACCAUAAGAUGUUCAACGAGGCGUAUUCAGUAGCGUGCCUGGGUGUGACGUCACUGGACUGGGAGAGGCUCGGCGUGGCUGCUUUAGAAGAACUGUCCUUUGAAAUCGCGAGGAAAGCCUUCCAGAGAAGCGAGAACAUCGUGUUCCUAAAUCUUAUUGAUCAUUUGCAGGAACGAUUUGAAGCCGGUGAGAAAAGGGCAGUCGUGCUAGGUGAAGUAUUAGCAUACCGCGGAAGAUACGCCGAUGCCGCGCGGUCUUUCAAAAGCGUUGGUCGUGAUGAGAGGGCACUGAAUUUGUACGUGGACCUUAGAAUGUUCAAUAAAGCUCAGGAAUACGUAGGCGAGGGUGAAGGCCUAGCAGCUCUAGCCCGGCGUCGUGCUGAAUGGGCGAGACACGUGAACGAACCCCGCGCCGCCGCAGAAAUGUACCUCGCGGCUGGCGACGUGAAACGCGCUGCUGAACUCAUGGCCGAAACUGGGAGGAGGGAUAUGCUAAUAGAGCUAGCACGUAAGCUGGACAAGGGAUCAAGCGGUUCGCUUCGCUACGUGGCCGAGGCGUUAGUGAAGGCGGGCGAGCCAGCAACUGCUGCUGACGUGUAUCAACGACUUGGAGAUUAUAUUAAAGUAGCACAAUUAGCAGUGGCGGCGGGCGAAUGGUCGCGCGCGUUCAAUCUAGCGCGAGAACAUGCCGAGUGUAAGCGGGAGGUCUAUCUACCGUAUGCGCAUCGAAUGGCACAAGAGAACAGAUUCGUUGAUGCUCAGAAAGCAUACCACAUGGCAGGAGAGACUGCAACAGCGAUGCGAGUGUUCACCAUACUAGUGGGCAACGCGGUCGCCGAAGAGCGCUUCUGUGACGCAGGGUACCUACACCAUCUGCUGGCUUCGCAAUACCUUGAUACUGCUGCAGCUGCUACUACUGAUAAGGACCGCAACACAGCGCUCCGUGACUACAGGAACAACGAUCGGUUAGCCCGCAUCUACCACGCGUACGACGUUGUUCACCGGUGCGUCAACGAGCCGUUCUCUCUGAGCCAGCCCGAGGCGUUGCUCAAUGCCGCUCGGUAUAUACUCGCACUGAUUGAUACCGAGCCGCCGAGUGGAGUUUCUAUGUUUUGUAUAUACUUAUGUCUAUCGAAACAAGCUAAGGUAUUGAACGCAAAUACGCUCGCUCGUCAGAUGUUAGACAAAAUACUUGGAUUGCAGAUACCACAUAAGUUUCAAGAAAGCGUAGAACUGCUAAUACUGAAGACCCGCGCUAGCACAGGGGUUGAGUCUCGUGAUGAUGAAGUGGCGCCACUGUGCUGGCGGUGUCGGCGACACGCGCCGCCGCUGUGUGCGUCGCGCUGUCCUUACUGCAGGCACGCGUUAGCGCACUCGCUCGCGACACACGAAGUGCUACCCCUCGUACAAUUCGAGCCUGCCGAGGGUAUAACGUACGAAGAAGCGCUCGAUCUCAUAGAACGCGCUCCGCUGCCCGAGUCGACGGACACAGAGAGCUCGGACGGCGCUGAGAUAUUGAGGAUAGACAGGGACGUUGAUGGCAGCGAUCCUUUCUUAGAUAAGGUUGAGGAGGACGACGACCUAGGCGUGGUUGUAUGCAGUCGCGGUGCGUUGCUGCAGCUGAGCCCAGCCAGCGUGGUGGUGAUCCAACGGCCGCCGCUGUCGCCACUGCUGUACCGCAACAUGCUGCCAGAACUGCCUGCCACCGCCUGCCAGCACUGCCACAAUCUAUUCUACCUCGAAGACUUUGAGAUCCAGGUGGUGACAAAAGGCCACUGUCCGUUCUGCCGUCACCCAGCAGAACAGCCCCGAGGUGAUGAAGAGGAAACUGAGGACUCGCUUCUAAACGACUCCAGUCUCACCCCCACUAGUCCUAGCAACGACCGCAGUUCUUGGUGAUAAGUACCUGCAUACUUCGAGAACAUUCCACCGUAAGGAUUUUGUACUAUGAACAAACUGUAUUAAGUAGAUGUUUGAACAGUUUAUGUAGUAGCUAGUGAAGAAAUACAUAUACACAAGUCUGUUGCAUACCUGGUGAAAAGAAUUGAGGUGAUGAAAAAGAAACUUAGGACUCGCUUCUAAACGAUUUCAGUCUUACACCAACGAGUUCUGAUAACGACCGCGAUUCCUGGUGAUAGGUACUUGCUUCCUUCGAGAACUUUCCUUCGUAUUGUAUGUUCUACAAAGAACUUUGUUCUUCGAAGAUUGAACAAUCUGUUUUAAAUUGUAGAUGUUUUUAAUUGUUAAUUUAGUUACUAGUGACGGUAGACUUGUGCGUUUUGUCGAAUACUUGGUGAGGAGUUACGAGGCCCUUAUAAUGACUACAGUUUUUGGUAGAUAAUGGCUAGCUUAUAUUCAACUUCCAAUUUUGUAACAUGAAAAUUGAAAUAUAGAAAUAGUAGUUGUCUGAUAGUUACAGCAUGUUUUUCUUACUACACGUAAGGACGUAAAAUUAGGCGUUCCUCCAGUUAAAUUGUACCUACAAAUGUCUUAGCCAACUGGUUGACAGAACGACGACUGUAGCAAUAAAUGUAUCCGCAACACAUCCCGACUGUUAUAGUUGAAGAACUUUAGGUAAACCACUGUGAACUUGACUCUUCUGGUGGUGUGAUGUACAAGCCACCAGGAGAGCCAAGUUUAAGGUGGUUUCCUAAACAAAAUAUCGACGGUCUCCACGUAAAUCAUCGUAAGGUCCGAGUCACACCGGAAUAGCAGCGGCCGGCAGAGACGCGGCGACCACUUCACUGUGAAAACAUUUUAAACUUUCAUCUUAAAAAACCUGUGUCGCUUGAAAAGCUUGAAAAGGUCACAAGACCGCCUGCGGCGCCGAUUAUUUCACACUACAAGUAUUCGCCGCGUCACUGCCAUUUCGGUGUGACUCGGGCCAAACUGCAAAACCUCUACUUUACAGGAGAGCAAUUUGAAGUUUCAAUUUUUUUUUUUUUCUGAAAGUUGUAAUGAAAUAUUUAUUGUGAUAUAAGAAAUAUUGACUGUUUUAUAGUAUCUACUAAAGUUUCCAAUAAUUGUUAUAGUUUUUUAAUUUAGCACAUUCGAUACUUUACUUGGUUACCGCUGGUAAUUUUUAAUCGUAUAUGCCAGCUUCGAUAUUGUUCUAUGACAAAAUGUUCAAGUUGACCAUCGAACGUUAUAAGUUUUUCUAGUAAGGUUGUGAUCGGCCCUACCAACUUUAAAUUGGUUUUAUUGCAGUCCAAAGUACUAAUACUCCUCUAAAUUGUGUUUAUUUGUGAGAAAGGGAUAUUUUAAACCGCGCGAGUACAAUAUGCAAACAGUAGAACGGUUCACACGAAAAAUACCGAAACUCUCAACAUUGCCAUCCAUCAUCAGCAUAGACCAUUUAGUACAGGUGACAUUUUCCCCAAAUGUGCAGAGUUUUCCAAAAGCACAGAAAGGUAAAUUAAUUAGUUAUUAAAACUGCAUUAUCAGUUUCCUUAAACCACAUCGAAAACUGUUCAAAACGCAGACAAAGUUUCUACUAAGAAUUUAUCCAGAACAAUGUUAACCUAAUUUCCUAGCAAUUCUCCAAAAUUCAAAUUUAGAAUACACUUUUGCGCAUGCUUGGCCAAUAACUUACUCCGGUCAUUAAAACGUAUGUAACGUUGAAACAUAUAAAAACUCGUUAAAACCAAAAUUUUGCAUACGUGGCCGCUUUUCUUUACAAAAGAGCUUAGCUGUACGAAUGAUUUUUUUCAUAAUUCCUAUAUAGAAUUAUAGAUCUUUAUCUACUUACCACUAGAACAAAGGAAAAUGCAAUUUUUGCAGUUUCGAUGAUUUACCCAGGGGCCGUCGAUAUCGUACAUGUUGCUGUCGAAAUUUGUUUGUUAUACAGGGUACUAAAAUACCCGUAAAGCGAAAAGUGUAUGCUAUAAAACAUAAUUUCACUUUUCUGAUCUCUUCACCGCUCUCUAUUACUUGUACGUAUUACGUUAAGCUUCUCUCUACGUGUGUCCACACGUAGAGAAGCUUAACUUGCAUCCAGUAUCAGUAAUUUCAAUGCUCUGAUUUGAAAGAUUACAAACCAAAAUCUUUCGCUGUCACUCCUCACCGAUCCUAAUUGCUGCCAGCUACCUAAUUGCUGCCAGCUACCAUUAGUUGCUACCAAUUGCUACCCUCGUAAAUAAAUAAACAUUCAUAUACGAAGAUAGCUAGCACAAUAUUUUAAUUUAUUUGUAGCUAAUUGCAUACAUCAUUCCAUAAAAAUAAAAACUUUAAUUGUUUUGCAGUUAAAGUAUCAAAAAAGAUUAACAAAUACUAUUUACAUCAUUCACUGAUGUACAAUUUUUAUUGAGGAGAUAAAAGCUCUUAAUUUCGAGAAUCCAGAGCGAUUGGAAGAGCUGCUAUAUUAAUUAGCAGACGUUCACUUUGAUAAUUGGUUUUCACCACCUUGCCUUAUCCUUUUACAACCACAGUAACAACUCAAUAAUUAUUCGCGAAAUGACUUUAAUAGUCCAAGCUGGUACACCCGCCUUACCUGUAAAAAGUGUCAUGAAUAUAUUUUACAAAUGAUUUUUUGAUGACUACUUAAAAUAAGAUUAAUUUUACAAUAAGAUAGUUUUUAAUUUUUAUUUUAAGUGUAGACACUUUUUUGUUUUGAUCGUAAUUAAUCUGUCUGGUUCGUUUGUUCUUAUUUUAAAAUGUUCGUAAUGCUGGCACAAAUGUAUAUUUUUUAAAUAAAACUAAAAAGUUACCUUUCGAAAUGAGGGCCAAUGAAUGAGAUAGUAAGCCAUUUGCAUUUGUAUUAACUAGAAGUAAUAUUUUAAUGUACGAAUUUUACACGGCCAAUAUGAUGAAUAUUCCGUCCUUGUAUAAAUAAGGUGUAGAUUGAAUAAGUUUCGAUAUGAUGUAACAAAAUAUCAAAUGCCUGUAUUAAUGAUAAUAUCUAUGCAGUAAGUAGGGCUAAGGCCUUUUAUACCGAAGUAACAAGCAGGCUUUAAUUUUGAUUAAGUCCAUGUUUUCUGAACAAUAUUUGAAAGGUUUCCUGAAAAGCCUAGAAAGUUUUACAUUAUAAACAUAUACUUAGUUUCAUCAAUCAAGUGCAGUAAGCACAGUGUGUAUAACGCACCUAAUAAUUAUUUCUAUUGAAAGUAUUGUAAGUAUUAUAAUUAGGUAUAACUUUAGGGAUGUUACCACUGAUAAAUAAUUUUAAAAUUCCCACCAAAAUUAGUACAAAAAUUAAAUUGUUAGUAGAAUUGGCAUGUAAUGAAGUCACGAAUUUUAUUGGAAAAGGCAAAAAUGUAUCAAUAAGUUUUUAAUAACCACAUUUGUUGCAGUAUUUUUAUUUGUCGGACUGGAAUUGAAUUUUUAAAUUAUAUUUAAUAAGAAAAUAAGCUGUUAAAUAUACUUGCAUUUCUGUAACUGAAUGGAAAACAUUUGUGAUAAAAGCGACCGUCCCAACGACUGUUUAAUAAAUGUAAAUACAAAA
Molecule: messenger RNA, 7272 nt
Organism: Helicoverpa zea (corn earworm)
Lineage: Eukaryota; Metazoa; Arthropoda; Insecta; Lepidoptera; Noctuidae
Gene: Oseg1
Product: intraflagellar transport protein 122 homolog
Exons: 23
Coding region: 174-3731 (1185 amino acids)
Biological process (GO): intraciliary retrograde transport; non-motile cilium assembly; protein localization to cilium
Cellular component (GO): intraciliary transport particle A; non-motile cilium
Molecular function (GO): protein binding
Source: RefSeq, a predicted model, not a curated record